Messenger RNA from Zootoca vivipara (common lizard), 1743 nucleotides. RefSeq names its product stromelysin-1. NCBI's taxonomy places the organism in Eukaryota, Metazoa, Chordata, Lepidosauria, Squamata, Lacertidae. Gene Ontology annotation, cellular component: extracellular matrix. The record is from RefSeq and is a predicted model, not a curated record. Gene Ontology annotation, biological process: extracellular matrix organization; proteolysis; collagen catabolic process. Gene Ontology annotation, molecular function: zinc ion binding; metalloendopeptidase activity.
CCGAAGUGUUCUAAGGCUGGGACUCCAAGUCUGGGACGCAGAAGCAAAAGAGACAAUGAAGAGCUUCCUACUGGCGAUUGCGCUCUAUGGAGCACUUUCCUGUGCUUUGCCCUUAACCCAGGAAGCUGAUCAAGUUGCAGAAGCGGACCUGAAUUUUGCCAAGAAAUACAUAGAAAACUACUAUCCUGAUUCCACAUCGACGCCUGUCAUAAGAAGCAAAGGAAGUGACGAUAUUCCUGCUGACAAAAUACGGCUAAUGCAGGAACGCUUUGGGCUGAAAGUGACAGGCAGGUUGGAUUCAAACACUUUGGCUUUAAUGAGGAAGCCCAGGUGUGGGGUUCCUGAUGUAGCAGAAUACAGCACCUUUCCCGGAGAUCCAACAUGGAAGAAAAGAAAACUGACAUAUAGUGUUCUGAAUUACACGCCAGACAUGGACCGCGCUGAUGUGGAUGUUGCAAUCGAGAGAGCUUGGAAAGUGUGGAGCGAUGUGACCCCCCUGACCUUCACCAGGGUUUAUGGGGAACCUGCAGAUAUUGAGAUCUCUUUUGCUGCUAGAUCUCAUGGUGACUAUAUCCCAUUCGAUGGACCAGGUGGGCAAUUGGCUCAUGCAUUUUCACCUGCUUUCGGUGGAAAUGCCCAUUUCGAUGAGGAUGAAUCCUGGGUGCGGGAUUUAACAGGAGUCAACCUUUUCCUUGUUGCUGCUCAUGAGUUUGGCCACUCACUGGGUCUCAGGCAUUCUGGGGUUUGGGGGGCUCUGAUGUUUCCAACUUAUCAAGCUAUGGACCCGCAAAACUUCAGGCUUCACCCAGAUGACAUUGAAGGCAUCCAGUCCCUCUAUGGACCCCCUGAAGGUGGUGAUGGUGAUGACAGUUCGUCAGGAAACCCAGAGGCACCAACAGAGGCACCAUCCACAGACUUGUGUGACCCUCGCCUGGCUUUUGAUGCUGUUUGCUCUCUCCGAGGGGAAACCAUGUUCUUUAAAGACAACUUUUUCUGGAGAAAGAAUCCCCAGAGAAGAGAUGUUGAAAAAGUUCCUAUUUCUGCCUUCUGGACAGCUUUGAGCAAGGGCAUAGACGCUGCGUAUGAAGUUAAGGCUGAUGACACAGUGUUUCUCUUCAAAGGACACAAGUAUUGGGCCACCAAGGGAAAUAUUAUACAGGGAGGCUUCCCCAAGAAUAUUCACAGCCUGGGCCUCCCGAAAAGUGUUAAGAGCAUUGAUGCAGCUGCUCAUGACAGCAUCUCAAAGAAGACCUAUUUCUUCUCUGGAAACAGUUACUGGAGAUAUGAUGAAGCCCAGAAGUCCAUGGAAAAAGGCUACCCAAGAAAGAUAUCAGCUGACUUCCAUCAGGUUGGCUCCAAAGUGGAUGCUGCUUUUCUGAAUCAUGGACAUUUCUAUUUAUUCAUUGGCUCAGAGCAAUAUGAGUUUGACAGCAGAACCAAAAGAUUUAUCGGCAUCAAGAAGAGCAACAGCUGGUUUGGGUGCCAAUGACACGGGACAAAGAGUGAUGCAACCUAGAAGAAGGGAAUCUCUUGACAUUGUGUUUGUUGGCUUGUCCUGUGGUUCCAUGAGCCACGGAACAAGCAGCAUUUUGAAUAAGGAGCUUCUAAAAUGGAAUUCCCCUCUGUUUUUAACUUACAAUAGAUCUUUUUUUAAAAAAAGAAUAUUCCUGUUUCUAUCUUUGUCUUUUAUUUCAAAGUUCAUUUUACUGUUCGUAAACUGUUUUUAUUUAAAAUCAAGCAGUA